ACCCUGAUAAAACUGGGAGAAUUUCCUGUAGUUAAUCACAUUGAUCUAAUACCUUCACCAAGAACCUUUCAAGCACCUGACAAAUUUGCGACCAUGGACCAUAAAGACAUUGCUUGUCUAGCCCUGGAGUUAAGGACAUUACUGGUUGCUCACGAUAAGGCUUUCACACAGAUCCAACUCAUAGAUAUCAAGCUCAGUGAUCUUGAAGUGAAGGUGUUAUCUGCCCAUGCAGAGGGACAGCAGGGCCUUCAACUACACCUCCUCAACAGGAAGUCUGUCAUAGAGGGAGUGAGACAUGCUUUCCAUCAGUACCGUGUUGACAAAUGGAACCAGAUUCGUACUUUAUCCAAACUGAUCAUUGAUACCCUUGCUAUAGAUGGUACAAUGUUGCCACUCCCCCCACAACCUGAUCACCAACAGACUGAGGAAGAUGACUUGACCACUACACUGACCAUUGCUUACUCUGUGUUCUCUAGGGGUCUGUGA
Messenger RNA from Ylistrum balloti, 486 nucleotides. RefSeq lists its product as uncharacterized. Bases 94 to 486 code for a protein of 130 amino acids. Lineage: Eukaryota; Metazoa; Mollusca; Bivalvia; Pectinida; Pectinidae. The transcript has 2 exons. The record is from RefSeq and is a predicted model, not a curated record.